Sorex araneus (European shrew) is the source of this 845-nucleotide messenger RNA. It is a transcript of the gene MDK, whose product is annotated as midkine. Gene Ontology annotation, molecular function: growth factor activity. Lineage: Eukaryota; Metazoa; Chordata; Mammalia; Eulipotyphla; Soricidae. Bases 198 to 629 code for a protein of 143 amino acids. The record is from RefSeq and is a predicted model, not a curated record. The transcript has 5 exons.
CGGGCAGCCUCUCUCCAGGCCCCAGGGCUCCGGCUCAGAGGUCGGGGUCGGGGUGUGCGCCUGCAACUUCGACGGCUCCGACGCCCCGAAUCCGGACCCGUGGGCCUCUCUGUCCCCCCCCCACGCCGCCCCGCGCCUUCUCCGGGGUCCUAGUCCCGGGCUCCCCGGCUCGGCCCGAGUGUCUCCCGCACUCCAGGAUGCAGCUCCGAGGCGUCCUCCUCGUCGCCCUCCUCACCCUGCUGGCGCUCACCUCCACGGCCGCCAAGAAGAAAGACAAAGUGAAGAAGGGCGGCCCCGGGGGCGAGUGUGCCGAGUGGACCUGGGGGCCCUGCACCCCCAGCAGCAAGGAUUGCGGCGUGGGCUUCCGCGAGGGGACCUGCGGGUCGCAGACCCAGCGCCUGCGCUGCCGGGUGCCCUGCAACUGGAAGAAGGAGUUUGGAGCCGACUGCAAAUACAAGUUUGAGAACUGGGGCGCGUGCGACGGGGGCAGCGGCACCAAGGCCCGCCAAGGCACGCUGAAGAAGGCGCGGUACAAUGCGCAGUGCCAGGAGACCAUCCGCGUGACCAAACCCUGCACCCCCAAGACCAAAGCCAAGGCCAAAGCCAAGAAGGGGAAGGGGAAGGAGUAGCGGCCAGGCCCGGAUGCCCGCCCCAUGGAACCCACCAGUGCCUUCCGUCUGCUGUUAGCUUUAUCAAUCGUCCCGUCCGCUUCCCCGCCCCUGCCCCCAAGUGCCCAGAGUGGGGAGACCCAAGGGAUCAGGGGAGGGGGGAGCCGAGGACUUGGUCUCCCCCCGUGGGAUUCGGUUCCCCAAACCCCCUUUGUUCUCCCCCCAGAGAUGCCAUUC